This is a messenger RNA of Trichobilharzia regenti, 9202 nucleotides long. The record is from the annotation of a GenBank genome assembly. Lineage: Eukaryota; Metazoa; Platyhelminthes; Trematoda; Strigeidida; Schistosomatidae.
GAUUUUUAUACAUGAAUUGAACAAAAAUAAAUAAGAAGGAAUUUUGAGAAUAAAAUAUUCCUAUGUGAAAUUAUUGGUCAUCUUUUCUUUUUCACAAAACGAGUAAAAAUUAUUCUUACAAAAACUAUUUUUUGGAUGUAAUAUCAUGUGUAAAUUGAAAACUAAACUAGUGGAAUAUACAUAAUUUAAAUCUAAUGCAUUAGACAGAAAAGAUUCAGUAUGGGCAACGAAACUAGUCAGGCGGUAGAGAAAGAGGAUUUUCUCGAAGAUAAUACAAGUCACAGACGUAGUCAAUCACUUCAGCGUGAUUUUACUGCCUAUCUUGGACAGAGUUCACCUGACAAAGAUGUUCCUUUAUCAUCAGUUUCACGUAAAAGUCAGUCACAUAUUUCGUUACAUGACAAGUUUGGAAAUGAUGAAUCUUCUCGGCGUAUACUUAGCCCAAAACUAAAAGCUGAUACAUCGACUACCGGGAUAGCUUUACUUAAAACUGUACAAAUGGAAUUAACUGAUGAAGAGAAGGAACGUAUACAACAAGUGUUAGCAAGAGCACGUCUAGUUGAAAGGAAAGAGGAUGAACGUAUUACAAAGCUUCAAUGUGAGCUGAAACGUACGGAACAGGAUGUUAAACGUCGUGUUUCAUUGUCAAAUCAAGAUGUAGUAAAACAAAUAUAUAACUGCACACUAUGUGAACGAACUCCACCUUCAGACGGUCAAGAUGAACAGAAUCAGUCCACUUCAGACUGGAGAGUGUGUCAUGAUUGUGAAAAUACAAUUUGUCCUAAUUGUGUUGUACAGAUUGGUAGAAAAUCAGACACGGAAAAGUUCUGGUUGUGUAAAUUAUGCCAAAAGAAACGUCAACUUGUUGCUAGUUCUGGUAGUUGGUUACAAGGCCUUACAAAAGCUGACAAUAAACAAAAGAAAACGAUGCACAAAAUAUUACAGAAAACACAAGGAAUUACACGGACAGCUUCGUAUUCUCAAUAUGAAGACCUAAUUGAUCAGGUUAGUUUGGAUGAAUCCAGUGUGAAUAGUAGCGCUCCAGAAGGACAGAAUGAUGAAGAAGAAGAUGAAAGAGAUAAGCAUCAAAAAAUAGAUGGGGAAUUGAUUGACUUACCAGCGGCGACUGUACAGAUUUACGAAUCACAAGCCAGUACAUCAUUAAAACAGAUCAAUAAUUUCAGAAGAGCUUCAGAACAAAUUAGUAUGAAAAAUGUUACAAAUGUCAGUGAUGAUGAUGGUAGAUCUGGUUUAUUUCAACCAAGAAAACUCAAUGAAUCUGUAAAUACUGGAGAAAGUAAGGUUUCGACAAGCUGGCAGUCCAAUGUACAUAGUUAUUAUGAUACGGAUCAUUCUGAACAAAUUUUAAGUCGUGAAGAUCGUCUACAUUUAUAUUUUACGAAACAAAUUAGUGAACAUUUUGAUGACAAUGAGGAUGAUGGUGUCGAUUCUAGUAAACCACAUACGUGGGAUGAUUUGAACACAAUUAAUGAAUAUGAUAAUCAAAAAGAACCACUUGAAUACAUUAGUGAAUCUUCAGUUGAUGUUCAACACUUACAAGUGGAUGAGUGUUUUGAGAGAAUUGAAGUUCUUGAUGAAGUGAAAAUCCUUACGCCUUCAGUUCUUAUUGAAGAAAAGUCCAGUGAUUAUGAAAGAUACCCUAAAAUAACUCCUUCCGAGGUUUUCCAUGGUGGUGAGAUUUCAACAUCAACACACACUGUACCAUGUGAUGAAGAUGAGGAGUUCACUUCAAAAUAUGCAACUUGUCGAAUUGAGGAGCACAAUUUAGGCUGUGGUCAAACAGAAAACAUUAAUAAAAAUGGUGAGUUUUCUCAAGAUAGGUCGACAUAUGAAUACAGUAGUACUGGAGACAAUAAAAACUAUGCUAAUUUGGAUUCGUUUCAGUUUCAUCCAUCUGUUUACAAGGACUAUGAGGAGGAGAAUAUUUUAAGUAACGAUAAACUGAUGCAGCAACGUUUUUAUUUUUCCCAAAAUUCGAAAAUUUCUCCUGUAAAUACUGAAGUAGAUGACAAUAAGUGGUCUAAUGAUAAUAAUCCUUUAUCAGUUACAAAGUCUUUCAGAACACAGCUGUCCGACGAAUGUAUACAACCUGAGAAAGGUUCAACUGAUUAUUAUGGUCUAAUUAUUACUCAGAACAAAUCUCAGGAUAUCGAAGACAAUAAUGAUUUUACCAGUAGAAAGAACAAUGAUGAUGAUGAUGAUGAUGAUGAUGAUGAUGAAUACAUUCGAACAACCGAAAUGGAUUAUGGAUUUUCUCAGUAUUUAGAAACGCUUCAAAUGAAUGAAAAGGACAGUAAUUAUACAUAUCCUCAUUUUAUCAAUCAAUCCCGUAGACAAUCAUGUCCAUCAUCUAUCGAUACUAAACUAUCAUUCCUACAGUCACCAGUAAGUUCAAGGCAGAAGAGAUAUUUAUCAUCACAGUAUAGUUAUUUAGAAGAAAAUCAAUACGAUUUCAAUUCUAUUGAUGAUAAGUCCACGUCAAACAUCUGCAAAGAUAGAGACUGUGCUCACCACGAUUUUGAAGAGCACUACAAUCCAGUCACAUCAAGUAUAAGUCAUUUUCAACAUCAUGAAGUAGUAACAAGUAAUUUGGAUUUACUUUUUCCAUAUAGUUUAGAAGAACCAUGGGAUUAUGCUGAAGAUUUACGUAAAAUCGAUGAAGAUAUUUACAGGCGUACAUCUACUCCAAGUACUACUGUUAGUUGUGGAACUAUGGAAGAAAAAGGUAGACUGAUGGAUUCAAGUAAAUCGGUAAUAACACAGAGUAUUGGAUUGAAUGAAAGCGAAUAUGUAAAUAGUGUUAUACAGUCAUCAAUUAGUGAUUAUGAAAACAUACAUUUUCCAGAUGAACAAACUCCUAGUACAUCACACUUUCAUACUACUCAAGCUUCAAUGAAUGAUGCAUAUCUAAACUGGUUAAAUGAUAUGAAGUCAAGUUACUAUUACGACCAACAAGAUACCUUCAUCAGGAGAGAUGAUUACAACAGCCUCAAUAACAACAGUAUUGGUCCCACCACUACAACUUCUAUUGCUGAACAGAAUGUCAUAUUAAAACGUUGUCCAAAUUUUGAAAAUAUAAGUUGCUUGUCUAAUGGUCCUGGUAUCCAGCUAACACAUCAUGAUAGUGAUGUGAUGCAAGGCAAGUCAAUGAUUUCAUAUGAAAUGCAUGAUGAGAAGGAGGAUAUAGAAGUAAAUAGUGAUAAGCCAACUAAAAUAUGGGGUAGAGAAUAUCGUGACAGAGCACAGACAAGUGAUUCUUCCACAUGCAUAACAAACAUAUACAAUGAUGUUCAACCAGAAUUGGAAAUUUGGUCCAAUAUUUUUAAUACCUCUGAAAUGGUUGUUGAUACAGCUAGGGAGAUCUCUACGCAACUGAAUCUUUUGAGUUCAUUAGAAGAAGGAGAAGGAAGGGGAAAUACAGAAGGUGUAAGACACAAUAUUGAUGAAAAUUUUAGAGAAACUGCAGCGAGCAAAUCUUCAGCAUCAUCAGCACCGACUGAAGUGGCAACAAUAAUAACAACGGCAACAACAACACGUCCAGAAAACAUUGAACCAAACGUUUUGUUUGAUACUGAAAAAAAAGAACUCAUGGAAUAUGGAAAGACUUUGCUAAGUUAUCCCUCCCCUUGUGAAUCAGUUGCAGUCCCAAGAACACAGCAUCUGAGGUCGUUUAACACUGAGGAGGACACCCUACAUUUGGAAUCUCUACCUUGUGUUACAGAUAAUGCAUUUUUUAAAAUGACAUGCAGGAACACCGAAUCAAUCGACGACAAUGAUAACUCUCUUCAAGAGACAGUAGGUGUGUCAAGCCAAGACAGACGAGAUGCAUUUAAUGAGCAUGCCAAAUUUCAAACAGUUGAAGAUCGAUCCAUAUACACAUUGCUGCCUAAUGACGAAGUAAUGCAGGUUAAUGAAGAAAGGGAAGAAAAAUUUCAAAAAACAGAAGACUUAUGCCAUCUAGACAAAUUUGAGUUAUGCGAACACGUGACACCUAAGCAUAUCUCUCCACUAUUGGACAAUUAUUCUGCCUAUACUAUAAACCAAGGGAAUAGUAAUAGUAUGAAUGAGAAGGAUAUUUUGAAAGAAACUCUCUAUCCGGACAAAAAUCAAAUACAUACAUGUGUAGACUCUAACCAACCCUCAUUGAUUAAAUUUUCAGAGGAAGACAGAAAUAUGAAAAUAACCAAUCAGGAAGAGGUAAGGCAAUCUAGUACACAGUUAGAUGAAAUAUCCCAUCCCACUACUGUAGGUCAUGAUUCUGAUCAAUGCUUAAAAUAUCUUAUUGAUCAAUCCAAUUAUAAAAACUCACGGUCGUCGUUUUAUGCAUUCGAUUGUUUAAAUUUACCUAGAGAUGCAUUUCAAGAAGAGUCGAAUUCAAUUUUCGAUGGACAGUACAUAACUGACAAUUGGUUGAGUCAAACACCCAAAAUUUUGAAUGAUGAGUUAAACUCAGGAACAAGUAUUCAUUUAAAGCCAGAUGAUUUAUCUGAAAAAUCUUCGGAAAAUUUAUCUUAUAUCCCGGAAAAUAAAUCUCGCGAAACCAGUACAACAAACAGUGAAAUUUUUAAUAUAAAACCAGACACCUUUCAAUUAAGUGCAAAGCAAAAGUUCACUACACCUCUGAUAAAACCAUCUUAUUGUUCUAGUGAGAAAACACUAAAACGAGCUCAAUUUAUUCUUUCUAGCUCACCUGUUUAUGAACCAGAUCCAACAGAUACCCUUCUCGCUUUAACAGACAAUACUACCACUUCUAGUAGUAAUAAUUUUAGUUUUAUAUGUGAAAAAGACCUCUCAAAAUCAUCAAUCAAAAAUUACUUCCUUUCAUUAUCUUGUCCACAGUCAUUGAGUAGUCAAUUAACAGAAGAAAAUAAUACUAAUUUUGAUGCCUUAUCGGAAUGUAGCAGUUUUUCUUUACAUGUACCUAUCGCGCAUUCAAAGCAAAACGAAACUGGAUCAAAUGAAUCACAGUUGUCAUCAUUAUCAAAUUUUGAAGAGUAUUUUGCUAACAGACACUUAUGGGAACCCUUCCAUUCUCAUUGGUAUAUACAUAUUUUAAAGCGUAUAAAACAGGAGACAUUAUUGACUUCUAUUCCUGAGCAAAUAAGUGAUAUUGAAAAUAUUCACAUGGAGUAUAUGUCUUCAUCGUCCAGUUCCCGGGGUUCCUACUUUUUGCCUCAAAGGAGAAGGCCGCAUUCAUCAACCUAUAGUUAUGAAGUAAACAAUUUAGGAGAUGAUUUACCUGCAGCAUAUGAAAGCCCAAAUUCCUCUUCUUCAGCUGCCUAUUCAGGACCAUCUUAUAGUCACAAAUCACUUCAUGAUGUUUAUCCAGAUAGAUUUAUUAGGCCAUCUGAUUAUCCUGAAUCCAGUCGAACAUAUAAUAGGAUGUCUUCCAAAAGCAGUCUUAAGCAUCAUUAUGAUAGCCGUCCUUACCGAUCGUAUUCUGAAGCAGGAGCAUUACUUCAGCAGAAAGAUAAGUCCAGUUUAGUAUCUGCAAUACGUCAUGAUCGUCGAGGUAAACUAGGAUUUGUCCAAACUUCAGGUCGUUUUAAACAUGUAAGAUCAGGUGAAGUUGAAAUGGCUUUACAACAAAGAAUUCUGAAAGAUACCAGUCGAGGAAUUAAACCACUGUCUAGCAGAAACUCAGAAAGACCACAGGAUUCUACGUACACAUCUCGUUUUAACAAAGCCUAUCAAGACAGUGAAACAAGCUUUCGACUAAGAAGACCACCCUUAAGGAGUUCCACGCCAACCUACAGGGCUGCACCAAUUUCACAAACAAGAUGGUCCAAUGAUUCUGCUUACUUGGAGGCUGGAUCUUACUAUUCCCUUCCACUUCAUGACUAUCACAGGCGAGGAACAAGGCAUUCUCGACCUUCUUCCAUAACUAAACGUCAUGCUCCAUUACAUACAGAUGUUUCAGUGCAUCGAAGAAUGUUUUCAGAUGACUGGGGUAAGGCUGACAGUGUAUCACAAAAUAUUGGGAAAUUUUCAAAAUCCACUGGUCAGUUAAGUCAGUUAGAUGAUUUAGGAAAAAUUUCAGGAUGUACCUCUAUGCAAACUUUAAGAGCUCGGCUGGCCGCAGCACAUUCAGAAUUUAACCUUGAUGAUGAAGAAAACUUGUCAGAUUCAUUUCAAUCACAAAAACUUAAAAGCGAGAGGUUCGGUUCACUUGAUCGUCAUACUGACUCACGUGACUUUACUACAAGACAGCUUAGAAGGCAAGUAGAACAACAUCAUCGUCGUCUGCUGAAAAGUUUGAUGUCUGAUGAACCACUUGAACCCAGUUGGCCAUCAAGUUUUUCAACUGUCAACAUUCAUAAUUACUUAAAUGUGAAAAAUGCAUAUACUGACAGUUCUGAUAUGAGACCAACGACUCUUAUUUCUUCCACAUUAGCACCACCAAUAUUCUCUACUGCAGCAAGUAGGCUUCCACUGAAUAUUGAACAAGGAAGAAUCGAAGGUGUUUUAUCUGAACCUUUGCAUUAUAUAACAACAAAUGAUCAACUUCCCGCUAUGCCAAAUGUCUUAACUACAUCGAAUCUGAACUCUGUUAACCCUAACCCAUUGCCUUUAAUUAACAAUAUAAGUGAAAAUGCAGAUAGUACCUCAAUGCAAGGAAACUCUACAUCAGCAUCCAUCAAUCAGCCACUGACAGUGACAAACGACUCAUUGAUGGAACUAAUUAAUAAUCCUGAACUUUUACAAGCUCUUUCUUACAAUCCGUCGCUUGUUAAUCAGAUUAAUUCAAUGUGUUUAGAUCUUGGACCUUCAGAUUUAAAUCAAGUGACACUAGCGGCUGUAGCUGGUGCGAUUGCUGCUACUGCUGUGGCUGGGUCUGGCAUGCUAGACAACAAUCAAACGGUUAACGAACAAGAUUUAAACAGUCUUCUACAAAAUUUGACCGCUGUAGAUCAAAUGAAUGCCUUCACAUCUUCAGAAAAUCCUGUUUCAAAUGGUAACAAUUAUGUAAAUAAUCCUUCAAAUUUAAAUUCAACUUAUCUAAAUAGCUUAAGUUUACCAAGUAGUACCACUAGUGGGAAUGCCAAUAUCCUUGGAAGUAAAACACCAGUUCCUUGUGAAGAUGUAACAAAUCCUGAUUCAAUCGAUGCAUUAAUAAAACAGGUACGAAAGUUACUAGAUGAACAAAACAAUAUUAACGCUAUGGAAACAUCUUUGGGACCAUCAAUGACUACAUCCACGAUUAAUAUGUCUUACGAUGAUCAUGUAACACCGUCAUACGCUUAUAAUUCAGGUCAACCAACAAUGGUCCAGGGUAGGACACAGAAUUUUAAUAAUAUUUAUCCCAAUAAUUUUCAAAAGCUUCCUGGAAAAAUACCAACUGAUCAAGUGUAUAAACAACAAUAUCCCUACAAAACUCCUAGUGAAACAAUAGACAGUUGGCUGGGAUUAAGUGAGGAUGAAUGGAAUUCUAAAAGUCGCAAAGACAAUACAAAAAUCUCUGAUUCUUGGACAGAUGCUAAAAACACAUGGCCUACGUACAGUUCACUACCCAGUACUAAAACCAGGUCAUCAGUGCCAACAACAAAGUGCACUUACGAUUUUCCUACAAAAAGACUUUUGCUUAUGCGAGAAUCCAAGGAUCGACAUCACAAAGGAGGUGGAAUCGGCAUGAGAAUUGUUGGAGGACAUAUCCGAUCAGAUGGUAAUUUAGGAGCAUUUGUUGAAGAAAUCUAUCCCUCUGGACCAGCUGAUCAGCUUCAUGGAGAGAUAAAAGAAGGUGAUGAAAUACUUGAAUGGAAUUCGAUUCCUUUAGUUGGCAAAACAUUUGAAGAAGUACAAGCGAUAAUUAGCCAAGUAUCUGAAGAAACAGAACUGCUUGUCAGAGUCAGGGAUUGUGUACAGGGUGACGACGAAGAAGGUGAAGAUGAUGGGGAGGACAUAGAAGAAGAUGAAGAAGAAGAGGAGGAUGAAGAAUACGAUGAAGAAUAUAUUGAUGAUGAUGAAGAACAACAGGAUGAUGAAGAUACACAGUCUUUGGUGCGAAAUUGUGGUUCAGGGUCGAAUAGAAAUAGUGGACAAGGCAGUCGACCACAUGCAUUAUGUCACCAUCACGCAGCACAGCAUGCUUUAAUGAAUCAGGCCAAAGGACCUAUCUGUCCCCAUAUGCAUCAACACUAUUUGUCAAUUCCAUCAGGAGAUCGUACAUCUACAAGUCAAAUUACCCAUGAAUCGCAUAAACUGCAACUGCCCAGUGUGCGUGAUUCAGCAGUAGAACAAGGUAAUGAAGUAAGAAGAUUGUCAUCUGGCAAAACUCAAAUCCCCUGGUUUGAUUCGAAUUCUCCUAUUAAGGCUGUUGGUCGACCAUCACCUUUAGCUACACAAGAUUCGAAAGGUUUGAAGAAAUCUAUUGCUGCCGAUGGCAUUGAAAUGAAUAGUAUUAAACAGUCAUCUAAAGGAGCUUAUUUAGAUGGGCCACGUGGAAGCCAUUCAUCACAUAAUGAUAAAGAAGAAGAAGACCCAAACGAAUACGGGGAGAUUGAACUUAUCCUAACCUUUGAUGAUUAUGAUCAAAGUCUGACUGUACAUGUUGCACGUGCACGUAAUCUUCCAUCAAUGGAUUUAAAUGGCUUAGCCGAUCCAUUUGUAAAAGUUCGCCUACAUCCAGAUCCAACAGAAGAUCCUGAUUUUAAUCGUCAAACAAAAUAUAUGCCAAAUACCUUAACACCAGAAUGGCAACAAACUGUAGUAUUUAUGAAUUGUAUAAAACGUACGCUGAAACGACGUGUACUUGAAGUGACUGUAUGGGAUUUCGACAGAUUGAAAACAAAUGAUUUUAUGGGACAAACAAUUAUUAAUCUCGGUGAUAAAGAAUACCUUGACGGUAAACCUCACUGGUUCACUCUGCAUAAAUUAAUGCCAGUUGUCAUACCGACUUCUAAAAAGUCAGUCUCUUCAUCAAAAACAUCAUCUGAUAGUUCAAGGCAAGCUAAGAUUAAAUUCAAUCACAAAGAAUGAAUGCGUACAGUUCAAAAUAUACUUUCAAACACAAAAAGUGCAUAUAUACUUUCCACUGAUUUUGCAUAUUUCUUUAUAACUUUAAUUAGUAAACAAAUUAUCUGCUUAUUAUCCGAAAAAAACCUGACAACUACUUCUAAAAACCAGAUUAUACCUUACAAAAGUAUAUAUAUAUAUAUAUAUAUAUAUAUAUGCACAUAUAUAU